GUUGCAAUUAAACCAUUGUAGAUAUAUGGCGUCGAGUUCGAUGAGUGCGUCGUGGACCGCGAAGGAGAACAAGAUGUUCGAGAAGGCGUUGGCAGUGUUCGACCGCGACACGCCGGACCGGUGGCACAAGAUCGCUCACGCCAUGGGUGGCAAGACGGCGGAGGAAGUGAAGCGCCAUUAUGAUCUGCUUGUUGAGGACGUCCGUCGCAUCGAAGCCGGCCAAAUGCCUUAUGCCAAUUACAGGUCCUCCAACCGCAGAGGUUGAAGUACUACCUCAGGAGAGAGGAAGUGCAAAAGCAUCAAGCAAUUUAUUUCCCAUAUGUUAACUCCUCUUUUUCUGGAUAUCAGAAAGAAGAAUCUUAAAGGGCUGUCUUUGUCGAUAAUCGAUAUCAAUUAUGUGUUGUAGUUUUAGAAUGGUGCAUAUGUAUUACAAGAUCAGAUGUGUGUGAUCUUGGAAUAAUUAGUAUAUUUCAUGAAGUUUAGGACUUGUCAACUUGUGAGUGGUAUGUAACUUAGCUUGUAAGUGGGGCUUGUCAGUGGAAACUCACUGUUGUUGAAAUAACAAGUCUGGUCAGUUCUCCUCAAUCUAAAACAU
Messenger RNA from Zingiber officinale, 595 nucleotides. RefSeq names its product protein RADIALIS-like 3. Lineage: Eukaryota; Viridiplantae; Streptophyta; Magnoliopsida; Zingiberales; Zingiberaceae. Gene Ontology annotation, molecular function: DNA-binding transcription factor activity. The transcript is spliced from 2 exons. The coding region runs from base 26 to 265 and encodes 79 amino acids. The record is from RefSeq and is a predicted model, not a curated record.